Messenger RNA from Cetraspora pellucida, 1059 nucleotides. The record is from the annotation of a GenBank genome assembly. NCBI's taxonomy places the organism in Eukaryota, Fungi, Glomeromycota, Glomeromycetes, Diversisporales, Gigasporaceae.
AUGUAUAAGAGAGACUCUAAACCAUACGAUCAAACUCCAUAUAUUACUGGAGGUGGAUUAGCGUAUGGUAUUCUAUGUACAUUUUCCCUCUUCUUAAUGAUCACUCUCUCUAUAAUCUACGGCCGUCUCGAAUACAACAGAAUUUUUGCUUAUUUUUGCAUAUCAAUGGUUAUUUUUUAUAUACCUCAUGUUCUUGGUGCUUGGAUAUUCGGUGCAAAUUUACGUCGCGCUCCCUCCGCAUUCUGCUGGAUUCAGGCUCUAUGGAUAAAUGCAUCAGGCAUUGCUGCUGGUCUUUCAGUACUGAUUUACUCCUUCGAAAUUUAUAGACGUAUAGUAUGUAAUCUGACAGAUGGUGAAUGGAAACGAAGGAAAUAUUACAUUGCUAUAUGUAUUAUUUUUCCCUUGUUGGUGGGUGUCAUUCCUCCAUUUUUGAUUGCUGAAAGACCUGAUGGAAUUUCACCAGGUCCAUUUUUUUGCAUGUUUUACAAACCAUCAAUACCUUUGGCAUUGGUCAGCGUUGAUGGUUGGAAUACUUUAACGAGUCUUUUCGGAAUUUAUUUUUCAAUGAGAACCGUAAUUGAGGUUAUCGCGCUUUCAUAUGCUCAUAGAGAAUCCGCUAAAACUCCCCAACAUCAAUUAAAUGCUGGGACUCAAGAAUUUGAUCUCGAUCUAAAUUCUCCAACAAGCGUAGCUACGUCAAAUCGGUUUCCAAAUAAUCCUGAUAGUGUGGUGACUUCCACUACAUCAUCGAUACCGAUUUAUGUACUCUUACGUUUGAUCCUUUUUGCUCUUUUGUACUGUGCUAUUACUAUUUUGAGUUAUGGCCGAAAUUUGUAUAUUAGCAUCCGGGAUGCAGAAUAUGACCUUGUCAAUCCUACGUAUUUAGAAUAUGUAAUUUCAUUAUUAGGUAUAAUAAUCUUUAUCGUAUUUGGCACUUCAAUAGAAGCUUGUAAAGCAUAUUGGCGGUUCCUUCAGGCUUUCUUAAGCUUUCAGUGGUUCAAACGUUUGUUAGCUCGUAAAGAUAGUUUUGGUGAUUGGGAGACAGAAAGAGACGAAUAG